Messenger RNA from Dictyostelium purpureum, 1484 nucleotides. RefSeq lists its product as uncharacterized. Lineage: Eukaryota; Evosea; Eumycetozoa; Dictyosteliales; Dictyosteliaceae. The coding region runs from base 1 to 1422 and encodes 473 amino acids. The transcript is spliced from 3 exons. The record is from RefSeq and is a predicted model, not a curated record.
AUGUAUCGGUUCAUCAAUCAAUUUCACUUAAACCAAAGCAAUAGUAUAUCAUUUUUAAAUAAUAGUAAUAAUUCUUGUAAAUUAAAUGAAAGUAGUAGCAGUAUUUCAAAAUUAAAUGAAAGUUAUAGUAAUAUAUCUUUGAAUUCAAGUCAAUUGAAAAUAUCUGCAACAUCUAAACUUUUAAUAUGCUGUUCAAAAGAUUUUAAAAAAAUAACAAGCUCUAUAAACUAUUUAGAGUUUGGUUUAUUCUUCCAAGAUGAAAUAUCUAUUGGCUCAAUUCCAGAUAAUAUUCAAGUCGUCAAGUUUGGAAAUAACUUUAAUAAAGCUCUCAAGCCUGGUGUUCUUCCAAAUUCUGUUCAUACAUUAAUUCUAGGGAAUAAAUGGGAUCAAGAUUUAGAGUAUGGAAGUUUACCAAUCUCUUUGAAAAAAUUGUAUUUUGGUGAUAACUUUAAUAGAGUCUUAGAGAAAUCAAUAUUACCACCUCAACUUUUCGAACUAAAGUUUGGUUUCUACUAUAAUCAACCCAUCAAACAAAAUGUUUUGCCUGAAUCAUUGUACUCUAUUCAUUUCGGUUGGGGUUUUAAUCAGAUUUUAACUCCAGGUGUUUUACCUCAAUCAUUGUACACUAUUCAUUUUGGAAAUGAUUUUAAUCAAAUUCUUGCUCCAGGUGUUCUUCCAGGUAAAUUAAACUCAUUGUAUUUCGGAUGGAAAUUUAAUCAACCACUUGAACCAGGUUGUUUUGGUCCAUAUCUUCAAAAAUUAGUUCUUGGCUGGGACUUUAAUCAAAUGAUAAUGCCAAAUGUUUUACUUGAGGGGUUGAAAAAGUUAAACUUUGGAUAUUAUUAUAACCAACCCCUUAGAAUUAAAAGUAUCCCUCAAAGUUUGGAGAAAUUACGUUUCGGAUGGAAAUACAAUCAAGCAAUUGGAUUUGGAGUAUUGCCCAAGGGUCUAGUUUCUCUUAAAUUUGGUUAUGAAUUUAAUCAAGUAAUAGGAAAAGAUGUUUUACCAAAAUCAUUAUCAAAACUCUAUUUUUCAGAACGAUUCAACCAAAAGGUAGCACCCGAAUCAAUACCAUUAUCAGCAAAUGUAGUUAAUAUGCCAUCAUCUUUAGGUAACAGUCAAAGCAAUAGCGAUAUCAGAAAUAGUUUUAUUAGUAAUAAUGUUAAAAUUGGUAAUAGUAAUAAUAAUAAUAAUAGUAGUAUUAGUAAUAGUACUACUAAUAUUAUUAGCAAUAAUAGAAAUAUUAAUAAUAGUAUCGAUAAUAGUAAAAAUAAUAAUUUAAAUAAUUUGAAUAACAGCCCAAAAAUACCAUCACCCACAACUACACCAAGUAUUUUCAAUAAUAAUCAAAGAGUAUCAACAUUAAUCAAUAAACAUGAAACAAUCAAUGACAAUUUGGUUUAUACUACCAAAAUUAAAUAGUUGAAUAAAAAAAGGAUAAAAUAAUAAAUUUUAAAAUAAAAAAUAAAAAUAGACAUUUUUCU